CAUCCCCACGCACGAGUCAGUUCCCCAAACACACACACACACACACACACACACACCCCAAAUCGUUUCACGGUCCAUAGCAAACACACACAUGCACGCGCGCUGUACACGCGAGAGUUAUCAGUAAGUUGCAGAAGACUUUACUGGCGCUCGUUCAUCAUCUUCAUCAUCAUCUUCAUCAAAAACUUCUCACCUCGUUCACAACUGUAAUCUCGCAGAGGUAACAAAGCACGCGCCUCCAGAAUUUACCGGAUCUGCCCCAGGUACGGCAUGGAUAAACACCCGGAGGAGAGGAAAGCAUCUUCAGAGCCCGGCUCGGUCCCCGCGCGCCGCUGGCCCUCUCUCACAGCCGCCGCCGCCGUGUGUCUCGCGCUGUCGCUCGGUGCUCUGGCCGCGUGCUGUUUCACGGUGAUCAAGGCGCGCGAGAUGGAGAGCAGAGUGCGCGCGCUGGAGCUGGAGCUGAAGACCGGCGGCCCGGUGACCGACGAGCUGCAGGGCUCCGUCCGAAGUCUGGUGCAAGAAACGAUGAGCGAGCUGAUGCCCAAACUCCGCAUGGCGCGAGACGUGAACCAUGAAUGCGUCUGUCCUCCAGGUCCUCCAGGAAAGCGGGGCAGGAUAGGAAGACGAGGAGAUCCCGGACCUCCAGGGAAAACUGGACGUGAUGGCUACCCGGGGCCCCUCGGCAUGGACGGUAAACCCGGUCCUCCUGGGCAAAAAGGAAGUCAGGGGCCAGCUGGACCAAAGGGAGAUAAGGGUGAUCAAGGAGAGAUUGGGCCACGGGGUCAGGCCACUCAUGCAGGCCUGUACAGUAAUCAGAUUCCCAUCAAGGGUGACCAAGGCCAGGCCGGUCCACCAGGUCCUCCAGGCCCUCCUGGCCCCCCUGGGCCAAGAGGUCCUCCUGGAAACACAGGAAAGGAUGGACCCCGGGGCCCUUCUGGAGAACAAGGUGCCCCUGGGAACAAUGGACAUCAGGGCCCGAGAGGGUUAGCAGGUGAUCCGGGUGAAGAUGGUCAACCAGGCAUCCCUGGCCUACAGGGACCCCCGGGGUCGAAGGGAGAACGUGGCGAACACGGAGCCAAAGGUGACCGAGGCAUGGACGGACUCCCUGGCCUUAAAGGAGAUAAAGGAGAAGUCGGAGAAACAGGACCUCAAGGGGAAAUGGGUCUCACAGGAGAGAAAGGUGCAUCAGGCUCAAGCGACGUCAUCGCCUUCAACGACAAACUGCUAGACGCUUUUCAGGGACCUCCGGGUCCUCCUGGACCUCCUGGACCUCAAGGACCACCAGGAAACGACGGGACAAAGGGAGAGCUGGGUUUACCUGGACCAGCUGGAGUGGAUGGAGAGAAGGGGGCAAAAGGAGAUGCUGGAGAAGCAGGAACCCGUGGAGAGAGAGGAGAGAAGGGAGAGAUGGGACUCUCUGGUCCUGCUGGAAUCGAUGGACAGAAAGGAGAGAAAGGAGACAGCAGACUGGAGGACAACCUGGUUCAGAUGAUUUCUCAGCCGGGACCACCUGGACCUCCAGGACCACGAGGACCGCCGGGAUUUAUGGGUCAUCCUGGUGUUCCUGGUCCGAAGGGUGAUCUAGGAGAGAGUAUUAAAGGAGAGAAAGGAGACAGUGGUGUUCCAGGAAACCCGGGAGCUCUGGGCCCACAGGGACCCAUGGGUCAGACAGGGUUGGUCGGCCUUCCGGGAUCCAAAGGAGAAAAAGGGAAACAAGGAGAACCUGGAUUAGACGGAUUUCCUGGGCUUACAGGGGAUAAAGGAGACACGGGGCCUAAAGGAGAAAAGGGCGAUCGUGGUUCUGUAGGGAAGAGAGGGCUGAAGGGGCAGAAAGGAGAGCAGGGGCCGCCCGGGUUAGAUCAGCCCUGUCCUGUGGGUUCAGAUGGACUUCCAAUCCCAGGCUGCUGGCACAAGUGAUGACUAACACGAAGCGUAAUCGGAUAUCUGUACAUAUUCCCACAUCAAUACAACCCCCGAUUCUUUUCUUUGUAAUAAAAGACUUCGAUGAUUGUUCAUCAGCCAAAGAAUUACAUACUAUAUAAAUAGAUAGAUAGAUAUAAACUGUAUAUUUUUCAAAUGACAUUCUCUGGACUGGACUAGGAGAUUGUAUAGGCUGUCUUUUAACCCGCAUCGGACAAAUUGGAGGAGCAAAGAAUGAUUUUGUUUCCUCCACUGCAUGAGAGUGUGCACCGUGAACUUGCCGUGGUCAGCGCCCGAAUCGGGAACGUUCUCCAUUCUGUUUUUUGAAGGACGAGGGAACGAUGCAGAGAAUAAAGCGCAAGCGUCUGUCGCAGCCUUGAGGCACGUGGUGGGAGGAGGGAAAACGAUCGGUGGCUCAACACAGGAGCGUCUUCGUGAUGAACUGAAGCCUGGAGGAGUUGUUUUUGCUCUGGAGGGCACGUGGGAAUGUAGCGGAUCCCGUGACGGAUUUUCCAUCCAGCGAGGAUGUUAAGACACUAGCUCUUUACUAGCUGAUGGAUCGAGAGCGUCUGAUACGGAAUCUGGAAGAGUUUUUUGAUAUCUAACUUUGAGUACCAGUUCUUUUGAUUUGCUUGAGUUGAUCAUAUGCUUUUAUUUUGAAACAUUUUUUUGGGAUAUUAUUCAUCCAGAUGACCUGGUCGCUCGCGCGGUUCUUUUUGUUUGUUUGUUUGUUUGUUUUGUAAUUAAGGAAAGUUAGCGUGUUACUGUAUUUUUAUAUUCGAGUUGUUAUUCUAAUUACAUGUACACUACUACUAGUUUGUAUUAUAUUUUGUUAACCAGGUUAUCGUAUUGUCGGUAUUCUGCGCAUUACGAUAAAGCGGCGAUCUGUGUUUUCAUUUUCA
Silurus meridionalis is the source of this 2822-nucleotide messenger RNA. RefSeq names its product collagen type XXIII alpha 1 chain a (gene col23a1a). The record is from RefSeq and is a predicted model, not a curated record. Bases 271 to 1917 code for a protein of 548 amino acids. NCBI's taxonomy places the organism in Eukaryota, Metazoa, Chordata, Actinopteri, Siluriformes, Siluridae. The transcript has 30 exons.